AUGAUGAAUACUCAGAAGACAAUGAUGUUAGUGAUGCUGAAUUAAUGUGGAAUGCUGGGAUAGAGGAUUCACAGCAUGCUGUAGCUGAGAAAGAAGAACAGAUUUCAUUGGAAGAACAAAGUUGUGGUAAAGAUCGAGUCAUACUGGCCAUGGAUGUCGAUCUUGAACAGACGACGACGGCUGACAUUAUCAACAACCUCAAUCAAUUCGGCUGUGUAAAAUCUGAAUACUGGGGAAAAACUAAGAGUGACAUGUCGUUUGGUUUAUUCAAAAUAGAUAAAUGCAAUGCUGACAUGUUGUCUUCAGUUAUCUCAAAGAAUGCAGAGAAAUUUGAUCAGCUUGGUGUAAAGAAAAUCCUCCAGAUUGACAGCACUCAUCAAUCUUAUAUCAGAGAAGACGGUGACUCAGUGUCUCCAUAUGACGAUGAUAAACUGUACAGACUGCUGCAUUCAUCUCUUCUGGAUAUAAAACAGAUCGUGUUACUAAAGUCAACAGAUGAUCAGUGUGUCCUACUAAAGAAGCAGUUAGACGCAAAGAAAGAGGAAGUCGUGCAGCUACAUAGACGUCUGACAGGACAACUGCAGUAUGAGGAUAAAACCGCAACCAUGGUAUCCAAUCUGCAGAUUGACAAAUCUAAUUUGGAGAAAACCUUGUCAUCACACACCACCAAGAUAGAAGAGUUGACAGAGAAACUCACUAAGACCGAAGACCAAAAUAGCGAAUUACAAAACGAGCUACGCAUGAAGAAUGAAGCACUGGAGCAACGUGAUGAUGAGAAAACAUACGCGGCAUCACACACCAUCAAGAUACAAGAGUUAGAGGGGAAGAUACACAAGUUGGAGGAGCAAAACAACAACCUGAAAUAUCAACUGUCUAAGACUGAAGUCCAAAACGCUGAACUACGUAACAAGUUCCGUGCGACUGAUGAGGAAACAACAGAUACUGAUAAAGAAGUCACAGCCGAGAGUCCCAUUGACAGUGAUAAAUAUGGCAGGGAUAAGGCAAAUUCUCUGUCUGGUAGACCCUUGUGUACCUUAGCAAUGAAUAGAAGAUACGAAUUGCUGUACAACAGUGGCAUUACGUUUUUACAUGCUGGCCGACCGCUAGCUGCGUUUGACUGUCUGAUUGAAGCCUUGCAAAUCUACCAUUGUAAUGCUAGACUGUGGUUACGGAUAGCGGAAUGCUGUGUUGCUGCUAAUAAAGGGAGUUCUGAAGAAGAGAUGAAAGGCUUACCAUCGGCGCCCAGGAAAGGUAUCGUACAAGAUGUGAUAGGAACCAGCAACCACAGGAAGAUUGUUUUGACUUCGGGCUCAUUGGAUAACAAAUACAAUUGUGAUGGUCAGUCAGCUGCCAUGCCAGUUGCAACUUUGCAAUUUGCUGCUAUCUGUCUAAACAAUGCACUCUCACUGCUACAAGAGCAAGAGGCAGCGAUGCCUGGUGCAGCAGUUUCAAACAGAAGAAGUAGCGACUCUGAACAUAGUCAGGGAAAUGAAGCUACUAAAGCUAAUGUACCAGCAGGAGCCUCGGCUCCACCAGGUGCUCCAUUGAAGCAGUAUGAAGUGGAGAGCUUGAAGUGCUCUAUACUGGCGAACAGUGCAUAUGUGUGUCUUGGACUGGGGGACGUCUUAACUGCCUUGGAGCACUCGAUUAAUCUUCUCAACCAACCUAAGUUAUCCGGUUCACACAAAUUUCUUGGUCACCUAUAUGCAGCUGAGGCUUUGGUAUCUUUAGACAAAAUAUCUGACGCUAUUAGUCAUCUUUCCAUUGACAGUAUUACAGAUGUAUCUGUAACCUAUCCUGGUGCACCAGAAGUAUCUGGUGAUAAAGGUGGUAAUGAUAUCGGCGGUAGUGAAAACAGUGGUGAUGUUUCCGAGACGCCGACUGCAGUGACGCGAUAUUUCCCAGCCAGCAUACAAUCAGCUAGAGCUACUUUCUUAUUCAACUUAUCCACGUCAUACAGUCUUCGUAGCGAGUAUGACAAAGCAAGGAGAGCUCUCCAACAGGCAUGUUCACUGAUACCAGCAAGUGAAAUUCCACAACAAGCACUCAUAUUAGCAGUCUAUUUAGAACUACAGAAUGGUAACUUCCCGCUAGCUUUACAAAUGGUGAAGAAAAACCAGCUACUGCCCUAUGCAAAAAUGAGUGAUUCCCGGCAUGGUGGACAAGUUACCCCUACUAUGGGCGUCAUUGGAAGAAAAUCAGUUCGAAAAUAACAGUCAUGAAUUUAGUC
Messenger RNA from Saccoglossus kowalevskii, 2230 nucleotides. RefSeq names its product CCR4-NOT transcription complex subunit 10-like. Gene Ontology annotation, biological process: negative regulation of translation; mRNA catabolic process. Gene Ontology annotation, cellular component: CCR4-NOT complex. Lineage: Eukaryota; Metazoa; Hemichordata; Enteropneusta; Harrimaniidae. The record is from RefSeq and is a predicted model, not a curated record. Gene Ontology annotation, molecular function: protein binding.